Molecule: messenger RNA, 1947 nt
Organism: Hordeum vulgare subsp. vulgare (domesticated barley)
Lineage: Eukaryota; Viridiplantae; Streptophyta; Magnoliopsida; Poales; Poaceae
Exons: 2
Coding region: 420-1172 (250 amino acids)
Source: RefSeq, a predicted model, not a curated record
CCUACCCCGUGGCACUUCAAAGAAAUUACAGAAAAACUGCCCUCCUUUGCAGAAUCACUGCCGUGAGUCACCCCGCAGUCAUUUUCCCCUCUCGACCCAACCAUGGCCAAGCUCUGGCGGCGCUAGGGUUUGCUCCGCAGCUCCACGUCCGCUCGUCUCCGGCGCCGGCGUCCAUAGUACGGCCGCCGCGGUCCUCAUACCCCUUACCACGCAUCUCCGUGCAGUGCCCAGCGCCGCCACCCGCGCAUCUCGCCGCCGCCUCCUCUAGGCCGCGCUUGGGCCACCCCAUCCGUCCGUCUUCGUCGCUGGUGGCCUGAUUCUGGCCGCCGUCGUCCGCUCCUCCCGGUGCGCAGCGCCACCACCAGCUGCAUCUGCUCCGAUCUACCACUACACAGAGCAAGGGGGGGGGGGGGAUCAGGAUGGCAACUGUUGGAGCAAGCAAACCUGCCAACCAAGUUGAGCAAGCUGUUUGUGUGCACCGUUGCAGUGGGCGCGACACUGAACAAGCCCGUGUUCUGUCCUGGGAGUCGCUGAAUGCUGAUUUGCUGGAGCUGAUCGCUGACCGGGUACUCUAUAGCGACCUGCUGCACUACGUCUGGUUCCGCGCGGUGUGCAAACAGUGGCGUGCCGCCACUCCUUGCCCACUCGGCCGUGGUGUGGUAGACCAGCGCUUUCACCCACGGCAAUGGAUGAUGUUUCCAGAGGGCAACGGGCUUCACCCCGGCCACACUGCAUUGGGCGGCUACAUCCGCUUCCUCAACAUCUACACCGGCAUCUUCAUCCGCGUGCACCUCCCAUGCUUCGAGGACCACUCCGUGCUCGACUGCCCUGACGGCCUCCUCCUGCAGCGCAAGAAGGACACUGCUAUCUGCCUCCGCCACCCCUUCACCGGUGAUGUUGCUGAGUUUCCUCCCCUUGCCUCCCUUUGCUUGUACAUGAGUAAGUUUGGGGUCUUUCUAAAUGGCCCUUAUGAUCUUCGACUACGGAUGGUCCACGCGGCUGUCACCGUCCAUGUGGGUGGCAGUAUCACCAUCAUGCUCGCGCUCAGUCAUGCCGAGCGCAUGGCGUACGUAUCCACCGGUGAAAAACACUGGACUCACACAAGCUGGAUGAUGACUGGUAUGAGGACAGCACUGCCAUUCCGUGGCAGCCUCUACAUGGUGAGGAGCUAGAAAAACAAACCCUCACAGAUCAUGCGCGUCGAUCCACCAGAUAGCUCCAGUUCCUCUUCGUGGCCGUCUAGACCACCACAAAUGAUCGCCACAUGUCCAGCUAGUCAGAUGACUAAGCCUUACCUGGUGGAGUGCAAUUCUGAACCUUUUCUGGUCAGCUAUACCGACAGACACUCCCGGCCUGUGGUUAUCCGGCUUGCUGACCUCCUGCUCGGAGUCCCUGCCACGCCAUUGACAAGCAUCGGCGACCAUGCCCUGUUCAUUGGCACUUGGAGCAUGGCUGUUAACUGCAGCAACCUACCAUCCGUUCAGGGGAACUCCGUCACCAUCCUCAACCCAACGCUGUGGAGCGGCCGACUGCGGCAAUAUGAUCUAGGGAGAGGUACCUGGUCACCGCUGUGUGAUGGAAACUUUGAUUUCGGUAGUACCAGCUGUCCCAUACCGAGGCCAUACAGUCUUGUUCACCACAUUGUUAGUUGUUGCCAGCGUCUUUACUGGAUCAAUGGGCACAUAUGGACCCGCCAUCAUUAUUCUGAACAUUGUUGGCAUGGGGUCGCUGCAGUACAUAGAAGAGUUUGCACAGUCUGCAGUGAUCAGUUGAAGGCUAUUCAUCUUUCCAACGUCUACGUUUGAAUGUCUCUGCUUUGCAGGUCAUCACACAGCUUCAUGUGGUACGAACACAUGUCCACAGAAGGUUUGGGUUGUAGUUGUCUACUCUUGUUAUGACAUUUCAGUCGAACUCAGAUGAAUUCAGAAAUAUGCUCCUUUUGAACUA